Drosophila subpulchrella is the source of this 1351-nucleotide messenger RNA. RefSeq lists its product as uncharacterized. Bases 45 to 1286 code for a protein of 413 amino acids. The record is from RefSeq and is a predicted model, not a curated record. Lineage: Eukaryota; Metazoa; Arthropoda; Insecta; Diptera; Drosophilidae. The transcript is spliced from 2 exons.
UGAAAAAUGAGCAAUAAUAAGGGAACUACGCUACGGAUAGUAUCAUGCCGCAUUCAGCACCUGCUUGGCUCACAUGGGAUUACGUGGAGGAAAAACUGCGGUCCUACUUCAAGAAUGACUCCCUUAGAGUGGAGAAUCUGGAUAUCAGGCCAGCUCUUGGCAAUGGGGAGAACUACGCUAGUGUGAUGACGCGAAUCAAUGUGGAAUACACAAUAAAUAAAUCAAGGGUAAAAGAAUCCACCAGAUUCCUGGCUAAGACUACUUUCGCCGACCGAGAUCCGGCGGCGAAGGUGCUUAUGAGUUACGGGGUCUAUACCCGGGAAAUGGACAUGUAUGAGCGGAUCCUGCCCAGGCUGGCGGAUUUGGUGCGGCAUGAGCUCGGAGACUCCAGGAAACUGUUUGCAGGCACUGUGAAUGUGGAUCGCAAACGAGACUCAAUAAUCUUUGAGGAUCUGUCUCUGGAGCAGUAUAGAGUUGCUGAUCGCCUAAAGAAGUUGGAUCUCGAGCACACCCAUCUUGUCCUCGAGAAAUUGGCUAAUUUCCAUGCAGCUGGUGCAGCUUUAGCGGAAAGAGAGCCGGGCAUCUUUUCAAAGAAUUUCGAUCGAGGAUUCUUUAACCAACACACCCGGGGCUACGAGUCCAUUAUGAGGAAUCUUUUGCAGGCCCUGUCCCGUUCCUUAGAGCUGGAACCGGAGCUGCGUCAGCGUUACCAGGCAAAAAUCGAUCGGCUGGUCAAUCAUGUAAUGGACUAUGGCGAGCGAUCGACUUCUAUUCGUCCCGGGGAUUUUGUAACCUUGGCUCAUGGAGAUCUCUGGACAACAAAUAUUAUGUUCCAGUACGAUGACGAAGGUCAUCCAGUCAAUGCUAUCUUUAUAGACUUCCAGUUCAGCGUUUGGAACUCGCCGGCCGUCGAUCUGCACUAUUUUUUUUCAACUGCUUUGCAGGCAAAUAUCCGCCUGAAGAAUCAGCCAGAGUUGGUCCAGUUCUACUACUAUAAAUUGAAGGAUGCUUUGAAAGCAGUGAAGUAUUCGGGACACGUUCCAAGUUUGUUCGCCUUUCAUCAGCAGUUCCGAAACAGAGCAUUUUAUGCUGCCUUUGCAUCCCUGAUUUUCGAGCCUUCGAUGGCGUACAAUGGCAAGGAAGAAGCGUCCAUGGAGCAGAUAAUGUCGUCUUCGGAAAAGGGAAUGCGGUUCAAGGACGACCUAUAUCAGUCGGAAGAAAUUAGAAAGAAGAUGCACCUAACUCUGCCGUUCCUUGACCACUUGGGAUUAUUAGACGUUAUGUAAAACAAAAAAUUAUUUUACAUUCUAAUUUGUUGGCCUUAAGCAAUAAAAUAAAAUUUACCCAAGUA